Acanthosepion pharaonis is the source of this 573-nucleotide messenger RNA. Lineage: Eukaryota; Metazoa; Mollusca; Cephalopoda; Sepiida; Sepiidae. The record is from the annotation of a GenBank genome assembly.
AUGCCAAAAAGCCGUCUCUUUUACAUCCGGGAUAAGAACCCCGGCUUCUUGUUUUUAGUGGACAUCGGGGCACAAAUUAGUGUAAUACCAGCCAAGUCUAAUAUGUCGACUAGAAAGACAGAUUAUACGUUACAAGCGGCGAAUGGAUCUUCAAUCCAGGCAUAUGGUGAAACCUCGUUAACCCUAAAUCUGGGAUUUAGGCGAUCUUUUCCUUGGGUAUUCACGAUAGCCCAAGCCAGAACCCUGAUCCUGGAAGUGGAUUUCCUCGCCCACUUUAAAUUGUCCGUUAACAUGUCUUCCCUUUCUUUGGAAGAUAGAACGACCAACUUUACCAGGAAAGUGAUUUCGUCUAUCUACACGAGCACAAUGAGCGCAACCCUACCUGAAGCCAAUGGAAUGCAGUAUCUGUUAAAAAAAUAUUCUCAAAUUACAACACCAUUCCGACAAGGUUCUCUUCUUGGUGACCAAACUCACUUCUUUCUUUCUUCACUUAUUUUCCUCCCGUCCGCCGGGAAAUUACGCCUUUCUUUUACGGCCGCUAGAAGAUGGAAUUUUACUUUAAACACGUGGUAA